Protopterus annectens (West African lungfish) is the source of this 967-nucleotide messenger RNA. Its product is annotated as P2X purinoceptor 7-like. Lineage: Eukaryota; Metazoa; Chordata; Ceratodontiformes; Protopteridae. The coding region runs from base 1 to 732 and encodes 243 amino acids. The record is from RefSeq and is a predicted model, not a curated record. The transcript is spliced from 3 exons.
AUGCAAAGUAACAAUGCCAUUGCCCUUCCAGGUAAAAUUAAUAUUGCUAGUGGAUCCACUAUGAAAACAACAGGUUUUCCAUCUGCUCCCAGCACAUCUGUUGAUCAUCAACAUGACUCACAACUGGUGCAACGAAGAGCACUUUCAACUCGAGGGGGUGUCAAUGUAAACAACAGAAGAAGAAGAAGAGUACCAGCAAACAGCAUUGGACACUUAAAGGAUCAAAUUGAAGCACUUACAAGAGAGGAGCUUCAAGGUUUAUGUGUCAGAAUAGCUGAAAGGAAACCUGCUCUUAUCACUGAACUUCUGCGUGCCCGUUCAAAUGACUGUACCCAACAAUCAACAAGACCGUCAAGCCACAGUGUUCCUGAAUGGUGUGUUUGCAACAACUGUCAAGUCAUGCCUACUGAAGUGGAAAGUGUUUGCUGCAGUUAUGAAUCACAAGACUGCAUAUCAGUUCUGCAGGAAAUGCAGGAAUGUGUUCUACCCAGAAGUGUUCUUCAAGUUGCACAUGCCUAUCGUAGUGCUGUAUUUGGUCUAGCACAGGAAGCUGAUGAAAAUAAGCGCAACCGUCACACUGCAUACCGGCAGUUCACAUUGUGGAGGUAUGGCCGGCUUGGAAGUAGAGUACAAAGACCCAUCCCGAGCUGCUGUGCAUGGCGCAUCAGGGAUAAGUAUCCCGACCCUCAGGGCUCCUACACUGGAUUUCGUCCAUCAAGUUUCUAUGAUUGAGAAAUGUGGAUUCAAUUCAGCUUACUUAAUUGCUAUAUGUCAGUGAAAAGUUAACUUUAAACGAUAACAUGCAUAUCUAUCAAAAUUUUUUUUUUAUGCUGUUUUUCAUCCAUCUGGGAUCCAUGUCACUAGUUCUGUCUUCAUCCGUGUACAACCUUGAUUUCAUGACUAUAAUAAAAGUACAUAAAAAUUAGCAUUGUUAUUUGAGUGUAUCAAAAAUAAUGCUGAUUUUGAA